AGAUAAGCCAUCAAUUUCACUUGAAGUCGCAAGUAGCUCAUUUUCCAAACCACAACCCCAAUCGCAAUCAGCCUGCUCGCAGAGUCCUUCUCUGAGCAAAUUUGAUUGACAUUUCAAGUUUCUUAACCCUGCCAACUUUGGCAGCUGAAGUUGCAAAGGAGGAAGAGAAAAAUGAUGGGGGUUAAAAUUGUAAGCAAAGCCCAUGUCAAGCCCAACAAAGCAGUAGGGAGGAGAGAGUGCCAAUUGGCCACAUUUGAUCUUGCCUAUAUAGCCUUCUAGUACAACCAGAAGUUGUUAGUUUACAAAGGGUGCGGUACUGAGUCUGAUUUUGAGGACAGAGUGGAGAGGUUGAAAGAUGGACUUCGUGAGGUUUUGGGAGAGUUUUAUCAACUGGCUGGGAAGUUGGGGAAAGACGAGGAUGGGGUGUUGAGGGUGGAGUACGAUGAUGAUAUGGACCGCGUGGAGGUGGCAAUGGCAACGGCGGAGCAAAUCGAGAUCGGUGAUCUCGUGGCAGAGGAGAGCGCUAGCAAGUUGAAAGAUUUGGUGCCCUACAAUGGGGUUGUAAAUGUGGAGGGACUUCACCGGCCUCUGUUGGCUGUUCAGUUUACGAAUCUGAAAGACGGACUAGCAAUGGGGUGCGCAUUCAACCACGCGAUCCUAGACGGGACUUCCAUGUGGCACUUCAUGACCUCAUGGGCCCAGAUCUGCAGCGGGUCCCAAACCAUCUCGGUGCCACCGUUCCUCGACCGCACCGAAGUCCACAACACACGCAUAAAACUUAACCUACCCCUCGCUCCCGAGACCAGCAGCCCGGCCCCACCCCUUAGAGUGAAGGUCUUCAAAUUCUCAGAGUCUGCAAUUGACCUGAUCAAAGCAACAGCCAACUCAAACCCGAACCCGAAACCCUUCUCCACGUUCCAGUCUCUGUCCGUGCACGUGUGGCGGGCCGUCACCACCGUGUUCUACGUCUUUGCCAACUGCCGGCACAGGGUUGACCCUCCGAUGCCGAUGAACUACUUCGGCAACCUGAUACAGCCUGUGGUCACCAGAACCUCCGCCGGGUUGCUAUUAAAAAACCCGGCGGAGUUCGGUGCCGGGAUGAUUAGGAAGGCAAUCGAGACGCACAAUGCAAAGGCCAUCGAGGCGUGGAACAUAGAGUGGGAGAGCAAGGUAUUGGGGUGGAAGGACGCGGAGGAGAACUGCGUGGUGAUGGGGAGCUCGCCGCAGUUCAAGGUGUACGACGUGGAUUUCGGGUGGGGGAAGCCGGAGGUGGUGAGGAGUGGGAGCAACAACAGGUUUGACGGGACGGUGUACAUGCAUCAGGGGAAGAGUGGAGGGAGGAGCGUUGAUUUGGAUAUCAGUUUGGAGGCUAAUGCUAUGGAGAAUUUGGAAAAAGAUGAGGUGUUUCUCAUGGGGAUGGCUUGACAUCUCUCUGGUAUCAAAAUGUCAAAAUUGAAAGGAAGACAUAUUGUAUUUGAGAUAUUAUUGGAGCAUGCCAAAAAGUAGCACUUGAUUUUUUCGUAAUUUUGUUAUUGAAUGAACCACUUGUCUAGAUGUUCUAAGAAGGAUUUGUAUGACCACGAGCAGAGCAAGGGGUGCAAGCGGGGGCUAGGGUCCCG
This is a messenger RNA of Rhododendron vialii, 1619 nucleotides long. RefSeq names its product BAHD acyltransferase DCR-like. The transcript has 3 exons. Lineage: Eukaryota; Viridiplantae; Streptophyta; Magnoliopsida; Ericales; Ericaceae. Bases 451 to 1425 code for a protein of 324 amino acids. The record is from RefSeq and is a predicted model, not a curated record.